AGUAAGAGGUUGGUAGCUGCUCCGGUGAAUGUCCGUCCCGGGAUGAUCGAGCGCUGAAGGCGGAUUUUGUAGGCCCGCAACAUCCGCCGAGAUCCGUUGCCUUCGCGAGCAAGAAUCGCGGCGCCGAUCGAGCUACCAGACGAGAUGAGCUGGAAGUCCCUUUUCCGCCCGCCGCCGGAGUCAUCGCUUGCUGCGGCCAAUCUCGCAGGAUCCUACCUCCGGAAAGGCGGCAAGCUCCCCGUCCUCGUCGUGGUCGUCUCCGUCUUCAUUUUUGCUGCCGUCAUGUACGGCGAGGACAUGCGGAGCUUGGCCGAGUACUCUUGGUGGCGCUACAAGGCCGUCUACGCUGCGGACUACAUCCCCGGCGACGUCUCCGUGCCGGAGACUUGCGACCUCUCCGACGGAGAUUGGGUGUUUGAUGAGAGUUAUCCGCCGUACCGGGAGGACAGCUGCGAGUUCCUGUCGAAGCAGGUAUCCUGCUUGCAGAAUGGGCGGCCAGAGUCCAAGUACCAGAAGUGGCGGUGGCAGCCCAAGAACUGCUCCUUGCCUAGAUUCGACGCGAGGCGGAUGCUGGAGUGGCUACGGGGGAAGCGGAUGCUGUUCGUCGGCGACUCGAUUAACCGAAACCAGUGGGAAUCGAUGGUGUGCCUGAUGCAGAUGGUGGUGCCGCGGGGGAGGAGAAGCCGCAUCGUCGACGGAUCUCGCAUGAUCUUCCCAAUCAAGGAGUACCGCGCUUCGAUCGAGUUUUACUGGGCGCCGUUCCUGGUGGAGUCGAACUCCGACGCACCGGAGUUCCACAGUAUCCCGGUGAGGAUCAUCAACCCCGACACGGUGGAGAAGCACGCGGUGCACUGGAAGGGAGCCGAUGUGCUCGUCUUCAACUCUUACAUCUGGUGGAUGAACGAUCCCCAGAUGAAAGUGCUGCGUCCAGGAGCCAAGAACUGGACGGAACACGACGAAAUUGGAAGAGAGGAAGCUUACGAGAGAGUGUUGCGGACCGUAUUCGAUUGGGUGGAUCAAAGCCUCAACCCCAACACCUCCUCAGUAUUCUUCAUGAGCAUGUCCCCUCUCCAUGGCAGUGGCAUGGACUGGGGCAACCCCGAUGGGAUCAAGUGUGCAAAGGAGACGGAGCCGAUAUGGAACAUGACCGGAGUGCAGGUCGGGACGGAGAUGAACCUUUGGGCAUUGGCGAGGAAGGUGACGGGCUCGACGGUGCACGUGCCGGUCACCUUCAUCGACAUCACGGCCAUGUCGGAGCGCCGCAAGGACGCCCACACGUCUGUCUACACAAUGCAGCAGGGGAAGUUAUUGACGCCGGAGCAAAAGGCGAACCCAGCCAAGUUUGCCGAUUGCCUCCAUUGGUGUGUGCCAGGGCUGCCUGACACUUGGAACCAGCUUCUCUUUGCCGAGAUCCUCUCCCGCCGGCCGCGCCAACCACACUAAGGCUUCCAUCUUUGAUCUCCGGCAAUGCUGGCGCCAUUUCUUUUUGAUCAGUGUCUCUAUUCUUUUUCUGUUUUGAAAAUGGAGGAAGGGAAUUUUGCUUAGGUUUGUGCCACAAAUGAAUGAUACAUGAUCGACACUUGUUCAGAGUAGAACACCUUGAAUCUUUUUCCUCACUUUGUAUUAUCCAAUCAUAUAAAUGCAAAUUGAUUUUUUUAAUAACACUAA
This is a messenger RNA of Zingiber officinale, 1668 nucleotides long. RefSeq names its product protein trichome birefringence-like 28. Bases 145 to 1443 code for a protein of 432 amino acids. Gene Ontology annotation, cellular component: Golgi apparatus. The record is from RefSeq and is a predicted model, not a curated record. Gene Ontology annotation, molecular function: O-acetyltransferase activity. Lineage: Eukaryota; Viridiplantae; Streptophyta; Magnoliopsida; Zingiberales; Zingiberaceae. The transcript is spliced from 5 exons.